UGGAAGGAUUAAAAGCCUCUCAAUUCAAAAAGACAGGGGGAGGGGAGGAGAAUGUGGGCUGCACAAUUUAUAAAUAGACAUUACCCGAGGCUGCCUGAUGGUGAAGUGGUUGUUUAGUAAAUCUUUCUCCUUUAAGGAUUCCAUUAUCAGAGACCAUUCGAAAAUACCAGUUUUCUUUCGUCUUUUGGGGGAGAUCCUGGCUUUCAUCAAGUCAGCCCUGUUGGAUGAUAUUUCUCUCUGCCAGAUCUGGGCAUAGGCCUUCGGUAUUUUGAAUCACCUUCUCAUGGAGCACAGAGAUGAUGAUGAUGAGGAUGUGUCUUUUGCCAAAUGGAUGAGCAGCUUCUGGGGUCACAGCUGGAUAGAGGAGGAUGAAAGAGGACUCCGGGACCGCCGCGGAUCACAAGACGCCAGUUACAGGAAAACCUCCCUGCCCUGCCCAUUUCCUGUGCUUCCCAGAAUCACAUCAUCUGACAGCCAUCCUAGAAGGCGUUCUCAUGAGGACCAGGGAUUUCAAUGCCGUACCCACUUGCGGGCUUACAGAAAAUGCUCAGGGGAAGGGUCAUUCGGAGAGCCACUGGAAUCAACAGGAAGAUCCCAUUCUAAAGUGCAGGCGUUUUCAGAGUCCUUUGAACAGCAACUGUGCUUUAGAACCAAACACUCUGUCUCUUUGGGACCUGAGAGCAGACAGGAGAGAAACGAAAGAGAAUGCCUGAGGAUGGAGACAGGAUCCUGCAAGAAGGUGGAGGAGAGAAGGAGCUGUAGGAAGGAAGAGCACCGAGAGGCGUACAUGGCCCCCCUGUUUGAAAAAAGGCCCAAAUAAUACUGUUUCCACAUCACGACCACAGAUGCUGCUGUGUUUCUUGAGUCUCGAUUCACCAUGCCAAGGGGUGGAAGCUGUGAAAGUGUCUGCAGAUGCCGAGGGACUUGGAGUGGGCGGUUGGUUCGCUGCUCCCCAAGACAACGUGCGUCAUACUCCACUGCUCUGGCAUCUUGAGAGCAUGAUCUGCUCCGUUGCCCUUUUAUGGGAAUAAGAAGAAUAAAAGGCAUUUUAAUAGAAUAAAGUAAUUCUUGACAACGUAAAGAAAGGUAUUUAAAGAGCCACCCACACAUCUUCACCAACCCUUCUUGCACAU
Messenger RNA from Ceratotherium simum simum (southern white rhinoceros), 1133 nucleotides. It is a transcript of the gene LNP1, whose product is annotated as leukemia NUP98 fusion partner 1. NCBI's taxonomy places the organism in Eukaryota, Metazoa, Chordata, Mammalia, Perissodactyla, Rhinocerotidae. The record is from RefSeq and is a predicted model, not a curated record.